This is a messenger RNA of Chrysochloris asiatica (Cape golden mole), 1209 nucleotides long. It is a transcript of the gene FAM47E, whose product is annotated as family with sequence similarity 47, member E. The record is from RefSeq and is a predicted model, not a curated record. Bases 1 to 1209 code for a protein of 402 amino acids. Lineage: Eukaryota; Metazoa; Chordata; Mammalia; Afrosoricida; Chrysochloridae. The transcript has 8 exons.
AUGGAGGACAAUCGGCGGUCGUUCCCGCCAGAGGGGCAGGACCCGGUGCCCGUGGGCACGAACUGCAGGCCUCGGUACAAAGAGAAUCUCCCUUCCCGGUGUUUCACAAAGCCCAAGAACAGGCUGCAGGUCUCCACCUCCCUCAACAGCCGGCAGUGGAUAUUUGUGAGGAAGGGGCUGGACGACUUCAGAAAAGGUUGUCCCCCUUGUGAAGAUCUGAUCACGAAGGGCCUUCAGGAAAACUUUCUUCCUCGGAUUCACCACAGAGCUCCCCAACCUGGCCCCAGACUGAGGCCAAACAAGCUGCCCAAGGAAGCAGUCAUGUUUCCUAGGCUCUCAGCAGCCCAGCGGGUACAGAAAACAUUUAUAGAGGACUUGGAAGCCCGCCUGACCAGGCAUCCUUUGGCCCUCUACCCGAAUCUGGGAGAAGAUUUACCUGUAGAGCUUUUAUUAAAAGUGCUGGAAGUGCUCGAUCCAGACAAGAAGCUGGAGGACACAUGGGCUUAUUGCCAGAACAUCAGGAAAAGGAAAAAGGAACCCACUAAAAGUGUAAACAAACCUACAGAAGUCUCCCCAGGACCUCUCCAGAAGUCUCCUGUGUCACAUUCAGGCAAAUGGGUUUAUAAAGAAAAGAAACCAAGUGAAACAGACUUGCUCCAUGGUCCUCUUCUUUAUGAAAAUGGAAGUUCAAACAUUGAUGAAGAAUUCAUCCUGAAACAGUUUGACGUUGACUAUGAGAACAAAUCAAGCUAUGAUGAGCUUCACACGAUGAGACAAAAUCAGGUUCCUGUGGAACUAAGGUGUAGUGUGGGACCAAAUAAACCACAGGAGCUAGAUUUCUCCUUCCAGGAACUAGACUCCAAGAGGAAAUUCCAGAAACCACAGAAUCCUUAUAAUCCAGAGUGGGUAAAGAUAAGGUAUGGAGCAUGGUAUCUGAACACCAAGUUGUGGAAAAAGCAAAGAGCAGAUGAACCUCUGAUCGACCCCAAAAUCUUACUUAAAGCACAAGAUGAGAAUUUUAAAAAGGAACUGCAAAGAAAGGAGGACUUAUUUGAAGAUCUUUAUGGGACGGUUGCCUUUAUGGAUUUCAUUCUCAGCAGGGGAUACAGGAUGCCACGUUUCCUUGAGAAGAUGUACAUCAGGAAAAAAUGUAAAAGCGAGCAUAAUAAGAUUCCUAUAAAACAGUCAACAAAACUAACUGAAGCAUAA